Messenger RNA from Acaromyces ingoldii, 1265 nucleotides. RefSeq names its product alpha/beta-hydrolase. The record is from RefSeq and is a predicted model, not a curated record. Bases 144 to 992 code for a protein of 282 amino acids. The transcript has a single exon. NCBI's taxonomy places the organism in Eukaryota, Fungi, Basidiomycota, Exobasidiomycetes, Exobasidiales, Cryptobasidiaceae.
UGGUUCCUGGAACUGCAAGCUCGAGACCUCGUGUUCCACCCUCGCCGGGGAUAGCUCGCGGCCCAUAAAAGACACGGCUGUUACGGUGUUCCCACCUGUCUCUUGCUUUACCUCCACGAAACACUCCCAGCAAGACCGCAAGCAUGUCGCUCGUAAAACUUCCCAGCGGCGUUGACAUUCUGACUCGACCGCGAUUCAGAGAAGCGGCGGGGACCCGGACGACCUUUAUCUUCCUCCACUACUGGGGCGGAUCGAGCAGGACGUGGAGUGAGGUGGUGGACCUCAUCAUGGCCAGAAACCCGUCUUUCGACUGCCUAUCGUUUGACGCGCGAGGCUGGGGCCAUUCGUCCAAGGACGCGAACUUGGAGCUUGAUCUCGAAAGCAUGGCGACAGAUGUCGGCAACCUCGUCAGUCACUUUGGCAUACAAUCCUACAUCCUCGUCGGACACUCCAUGGGCGGCAAGGUGGCAUUGCUCCAUGCUUCGCGCCAGGCAUCCCAGGCUCUCAAGGGAGUGGCCCUAGUGGCAUCAGCCACUCCGGGCCCGCAACCGAUGCCGGUCGAGGAAAACGAGAUGCUUUCGAAUCUUUAUGAUCAUCUGGAGCAAGCAGUGCCUUCGAUUCUGGAACGGUUGGUCCGAAUGCCGCUUACCGAAGAACAAAAGCAGCGAGUCACAGAGGACACGACCAGUGGCACCAGGCAUUCGUGGGAGGUUUGGCCACGGGUCAACAUGAAGCGCGACAUCAGAGGCUUGCAGGAAGGUGCUGGAGAAUGGACCAUCGACAAGCCUACGAUGAUCAUAGCGAGCCACGACGAUCCCAUUGACCCAGUCAAGAGCGCCGUCGAACACAUCGUCCCGCACCUCUCGGCACUAUCCUCACUGGUAGAGCUGCACGGACCUGGCCAUCUGCUACCUCUCGAGGCCUCAGACGAUAUUGCUGAGCAGCUAAUUGCGUUUGCUUCUUCUCUCGACUGCAAUUCUACAUCAAUGUAGACAACGGCCUGGCUCUCCCUUUGUCAGCGCCCUCGGCAAUCCGCUCAGCAUUUCCUCGAACACUUUACUCUUAGCCACCUGCACGUUCUUUCCUUACGCUAUGUCAGGGUUCCCUCCAUGCAUGUUCUAGCCCAGGCGGAGCUAAGAUACAGAAAGUGGAAGGCAGGCCAUUUUCAUUUCUCCAUGCGUGCGCAGAUGGCUUCCAUAAUCUUGUGAUUCGCCACGCAGCCGGCCUGCAGUAGUGGCUGGUCAGUACCCGCCAUGACAUAGCGC